Molecule: messenger RNA, 1259 nt
Organism: Oreochromis aureus
Lineage: Eukaryota; Metazoa; Chordata; Actinopteri; Cichliformes; Cichlidae
Product: troponin I, slow skeletal muscle-like
Exons: 8
Coding region: 151-696 (181 amino acids)
Biological process (GO): muscle contraction
Cellular component (GO): troponin complex
Source: RefSeq, a predicted model, not a curated record
CUGAGGAUCUAUUUUAGUGAGCCACUCACAUGAGCACUGGAAUCUAUAUAUCUACCCUCUUUCUUUCCUUCUAGUCUCAGAAAAAGACGCCUGUGAGUGUUUGUCACUUGCUGUAGAAGAUUAAACGAGGGGGAACACAAGACUGCAAUCAUGUCUGAAGCGCCUUCGAAACCAAAGCCAAAAAUCUCUGCAUCUCGCAGGCUGUUCUUGAAGACAAAACUGCUAAAGAAGGCCAUGACUAUGUUGGAGAACGAAAAACAAUUCAAAAAAGAUGAACGAGAGAGGAUCCUUGCUGAGAGAGUGCCAGACCUCCAAAUAUCCGGUCUGUCUUUGCAGGACCUACAGAAUCUUUGCAAGCAGCUACAUCAGAAGAUUGACGUGGUUGAUGAGGAGCGCUAUGAUAUUGCUCUUAAGGUGACAAAAAAUGACAAGGAGAUACAGGAUCUGUCUCAAAAGAUCUUUGAGUUGAAAGGCAAGAUGAAGAGACCCAAUCUGAGGAGGGUGAGGGUGUCUGCUGAUGCAAUGCUGGGAGCUCUGCUGGGCUCCAAGGUCAAAGAGUCUGUGGACUUCAAGGCCAACCUCAAGACUGUGAAGAAAGAGGAGGAGAAGAAAGAGGAAGUGACUGACUGGCGUAAGAACGUGGAUGCCAUGUCUGGUAUGGAGGGCAGAAAGAAGCUUUUCAAUGCUGGACAAUAGAUUUAAAAUGAAUAUCUGGGUAAAGUUGUCUGUUACCAAACAGGUGGACGCAGCGAACUGCAUUAACUUUAUAAUGGUUAUAAUUCGGACACAGCUCAUGUUGUGAAUAUACAGACAGUAGUGAGGCAUCAGUAGUGUCUUUAGGACAACUGUCUAUUAAUAUACAUAUUUUUUGCAUAAUAAAAAAUAUGUACAUAAACAUAUUAGAGCACUCCGUUGCUUUUAUAGUUUUUUAGCUUAUAUAUGAAUCAAUAUUGAUAGCCCUGCUUAUUGACUUUAUUUACUUAUCAAAAAAAUCACCCAUAUUUACAGAAAACCAGAUGAGCAUAUGACAAGAAAUCUUUCAUGUGUCCUGCUUAUGUUCUGCCCAUGUUGUCUGAAAAAGCUUGUGCUCUUUUGCUAUACUGAACUGAUUAAGACCGUGAAUGCACAUUCCAGGGGCAGCUAAUGCUGGAGUCAACUGUUCAUGAAGUCCUUGUAUGAAUGUGGUAUUAAUUAAACUAAUGAGCAAAGCAUUGUCAUAAUCAAUCAAAUAAUAAAAUCUCUUUAACAUUAAUCAGAAA